UUUGCAUCUGUUAUAGUAACUUUAUCUCGUACAUUAAUUUUAAGGCAAUAUUCUGCCAUUGUCCCUUUUGACAUGGUAAACGUUCUCUUUAGGGAAAAAUGAAUACAACAGAUCGAUCUUAGGUGACUGUCAUAAGUUAUAACCAGUUUUUAAUGAGAUAAAUAUACUUCUGUAUAACGAUGAGAAACUAUGGCUCGUUCGAUAACCUCGCGCUCAAUGGUAGCAAGAUGCUCGGUUUUUUUUUUAAUAUAAAAGGAUACAAAUAAAACUCGUGUUAAGUAUUACGUAUUUAACCCUUGGCCGAUGGAAGUAGACAAUCAAUAGCUAAAAUAUCAAGCAUCUGUAAGACAUCGAAGACAAUGCUACAAUCGUAGCUAUCAUGGCUCCUUUAUACCCCUAAGUCAUCACUAUGAUAACUGGAAGAAUUAUUCCAAAUUUGAUAAAAGUUUCUAGCUGAUCUUGCCCAUAUAUUAAUGGUUGAAGAGACCUAUUUGAUUUCGAGAAAAUUCUGACCUUUUGAAGCUCUCAACACAAAAUUUGUUAAAAUCUUCAUCAGUAUCAUAGAAGAUUGCUUAAAAUACAUAACAAUAUUGUUAUAUAUAAUGUUGCGAUACUGUUACUUUAAAGACUGUUGCGUGACUGAUGUUUUACUGAAGCAAUAUGUUCUAUGAAAAUAAGAUGUAUAAAUUGGUAGGGAAAUAAAUCUGCUCCUUUCUAAGGGUGAAGCAUUAAAAUGAACAAUUAAAAAGAAUUUUCAAAAAUGACAAUUAUAUAGGAAUGGACUUCCGAAUAACCGAUAUAUACGUUUUUGCUAGCUAUUGCUUUCGAGAACGUUGCCUAGUCCUUUUAUCUGGUGUCUAUCAUUUGUUAGACUGUCACCAAGCCAACUGUUUUGGUUUUUUUAUUGUCUCCCUUCUUAUCUUGAAGCAUUCAAACAAUAUCCCUAUCCACUUUUAAAACACAGCUGGUUGAUUUUAAAACGUGUAUUAGUAUACAUAUAUAUUUAUACAUGAUAUUUGUCUCUAUGAGUUGUUCAUUUUUCAUAGAUGACAAAAAUGGACGAUGUUCCACCGUCACGUGACUCGUCACGUGACUUGUGGACCCUUCUUAGCCUAAAAAGACUUGUUCCAAGAUUGCUUGUCUGAUGGUGUUUACACAGUAGAACACCCCCUACUUGCACAUUGGAAAACAUAUCGUGAUUUUAUCUAAGUGCUGUUUUUUUGUAAUUACUCUUUUGGUGGCUGAUGACUAUAGGGUUAGUCUUGCACGCAUUAAAACUAGCUUGCACGGAAAACGUCUUGGCUUUAGUUCAAUAUCUGCUAUCGACUGGGCAGGCAGAGGACAUGGGUUAACUAAUGACAGGCGAACACUAUUUCAAGUAGUUAUGAAAGAUUGUUUUCUUAAUGAAUUUCCUCUUGGACCUUCAAGCUGGCAGCGCUGUCAUUAACUGUAAAAAUGCUUUUGUUGUGAAUAAUAUAUGACACUUUACCUAACCGGAAAGGCUCCGAAUGGGUUUGCCAACCGCCAUGCUUUCCACGCGGAGUCGGUUGCCCAAUAGUAUCUGAGGCCAAGAAAUCAAGAGAAACCUGAUCUGUUUAGUUCGUGAGACUCAUGGAUGGAACUGGCGCGAGCCACACGACAUGCUGAAUAGCUCAGCAGAUGCUAAAGUUGGCCAUUGUAUUUUUUAUAACAAUGAGCUACAACUGGGGCCAAAAUUCAGCUAUACAAUGGCGCAUUGUUGGGUAUAAGAGAGGGUGUUGAACAUGCGAAAAGUCUGCCGAGUCGUGGAAUUUUUGUCUCUAUCUGAUUCCACAUAUGGACGGCUUUGCGAAACAGUACCAGAGUUUAAGGACAAUGGGUUGACACCGUUGAUGCUCGCAGCUCGGGACAGCAAACACAACAUUGUGGAGAAACUUCUCGAACUUGGCGCCGUAGUAACGGAUAGAGAUAAAGAAGGCCGCACUGCGUUGCAUUAUGCUGCAGCCACGGGUUCGGAUGGAAUCGUCAAACUCUUGCUCAACAAAAAGGUCGACCCGACUCAAGUGGCCGGGCCUCUGGACCAGCUCCCCCUGCACAUGGCGUGUUCCCGCCCGUCUGGAGCUCUUGAGAUCGUCAAGACUCUGCUUAAAGUGUCCGGAAAGGACUGCAAACUCACGGUCGACAAGAAUGGCUCGACUCCGUUAUUCCUUGCCGUUGCUGUUGGCAACCAGCAGGUUGUCAAAGAGUUGUUACUUUCCCAGGCGGAACAGCAAGUCAACAUCGUCAAGGGGGAAACUGGUGAUACUGUGCUGCACGCUGCUAUCAAAAGGAAAGACAUCGAGAUCGCGAAAAUCCUCAUCGAAGCCACCUGCCCUGUUGAUGUUCAAAACCACGAAGGUCAGACGGCCCUACACGUCGCGGCAAUGGAAGGGGACGAGGCAGUGGUCAAGUUCCUGUACUCCGUCAAAGCUGACGCUAACGUAACUGACUCGCACGAUCGCACGGCACUUCACCUCGCAGCACAAAGAGGUCAUUCAAGCAUCGCGGAAUUUCUCGUCGAUAAGUUUAAAGCAAACGUGAACCUUCGCACCAAGGACGGCAGCACCUUGAUGCACGUGGCCGCAGAGGCCGGACAUCCUGACACCGCAAUGGUCUUCCUCAAGAAAGGCGUGCCAUUACACAUGCCAAAUAAGGAUGGUGCUGUGUGUUUACACACCGCCGCACGCAAGGGCCAUACCAGCGUAGUGAAGUCUUUACUCCAGAAGGGCGCAACAGUAGACGCAAAGACCAAGGAUGACUAUACAGCUUUGCAUAUCGCCGUCCAGCACGGCAAACCGCAAGUUGUUCAGACUCUACUGGGAUUCGGGGCGAAUGUACAACUGAAAGGAGGAAAGGAGCAACAGACGCCGCUACAUAUUGCCGCGCGUAUCAAAGAUGGCGAGCGUGUUGCAGAGAUGUUGCUGAAGAGUGGUGCAGAUGUCAAUGCGCCGAGAGUGAACGGAGAGACGUCCGUCCAUCUUGCCGCCCGGUUUGGUAACCUGGCAACGCUGAAAUUACUUAUCAAGGAGAAAGCAGAUGCUGCUAGGAGAGCCAAGAACGGAGAGACCCCGCUCCAUCACGCGAUAAAAAGCGGCCGCUAUUUAGAGCUGGAGGAGCUUCUCAAAGUGCUGUACAAGACGAAGUCCAAGGCCGUGGCGAAACUCGUUCUCAACAUGCCGACCGACAAAGGUGAGACUCCAUUACAUUACGCCGCACAGCUUACAAAAGCAAAAGUUCGCGGAAGUGCAGAUAUCGAAAUCGUCAAUAUUCUACUGAGACAUGGUGCGGACUGCACCGCCGUCACACACACGACGAAAGAAACUCCGUUACACGACUGCGCACGCUCGGGAAAUAACGACAUUCUUGGUGCUUUGCUGGGGGCCAUGUCCCAGCGUAAGAUCCAGGCGGCCGUCAACAGACGAUCAUCGAUCGGGCUUGCGCCAUUGCACAUUGCAAGCGAGAAAGGUCACGUGGACGUCGUGAAGACCCUGCUCAGAUACCAAGCGCGAGUGGAUGUCUUUGAUGAGACGGGUAAGGCUGCUCUUCACUUCGCGGCCGAGCGUGGUCACCUAGCGGUGGCACAAGAGCUGCUGGAACACAAGGCGUACGUCAACGCCAAAACCAAGGUUGGCCUAACCCCGCUUCAUUUAGCAUCUGAAAACGGACACAAAGAGCUCGUUGGGCUACUGGUGAAUAAAUAUCAGGGCAGCGUCGAUGCACUUACAUUGGACAAAAAGACGCCCCUCCAUCUAGCUGCUGAAAAGGGACGUAUUCUCGUGUGUGAGCAUCUUCUUGAAUUGAAAGCCGACAUCAGCUUUGUUGACAACAAAGGCCAAACGCCACUCCACUACGCCGCGCAGAACGAUCACUCGGAAGUCGUGGCUCUCUUCCUCAAGCACAAACCCGACGUCAUGCUUCAGCAUAACUCGGAGGGAAGCACGUGUGUACAUAUCGCCGCCAUGAAGGGGAGCGUAUCCGUCAUGAAGGAACUCAUUCGCUUUAACGCGUCUGGUAUCCUCACUACUAGAAACAAGAGUAAAUACGCGACGCCCCUGUUACUAGCGGCCAGCGGUGGCCACAAGGCAGUCGUGGAAGUCUUGAUAGGAUAUGGUGCGCCCGCGAGCGACGAGGAUGUGGAGGGCAUGACGGUACUCCAUCUGGCGGCAAAGUACGGCCAUCUGGACGUGCUCGAGGUGUUACGCGGUAAAGUACCCUGGAGUAUGGCUAGUGUCAAGACCGGCCUAUCAGCGCUGCACGUGGCGGCACGUUACGGUCAGAUCGAGGUCGUCCGGGAGAUGCUACUUAAGGUCCCGGGCACGCUCAAGAGCGAGUCGCCAUCAGUUGUCGACAGCGAGAAAGGAGAUUAUAGUUACACGCCUCUGCAUCUCGCCGCCCAAUCAGGUCACGUGGAUGUCGUGCGGAUACUGCUAAACUCUCCAGGGGUGCGCGUGGACUCAGCUACAGCAAUCCAGGGCAGCAUUCCUUUGCACCUGGCGGCCGAAAAUGGCCAAUCAGAAGUUGUCAGUAUUCUGCUCAGCAAAUCAACGGUACAGUUACACGUAAAGGACAAAGUCGGACGCUCUGCCCUGCACCUGGCUGCGUCUAACGGACAUCGUGAACUUGUCAGUCAGCUUAUCGGACAGGGCGCGGACAUAAACGCACCGGACGAGAAUGGCUGCGCCCCGAUCCACAUGUCAGCGGAGUAUGGUCACGUGGAUGUAGUCAAAUUACUGGUAGAGUCGGGUGCCUCUCCAAGAGUGGAGAAUAAGGAAGGGAAAUUUCCGAUCUGUUACGCGGCUGCAUCUGGUCACGUGAGCGUGGUAAAUUACCUUUUACAGCAAGAGAUGAACACCGACCGGCUACUCGCCGACAGAAAGUUCCUGUUUGACCUGAUGGUGUGUUCCAAGUCUAACGACUCCGCAUCCGUUGUUGACUUCAUUCUUCAAACCCCCGCACCGAUCUACUCCGCCGCCAAGCUGUCAAGACACUACCGAGUCGAGUCCUCACGGGAAAAAGAACGCGGUCGCGACCUCCUUGCGGUUAGCACGGUGUGCGAGACGGUCGCGGUGGAGCUGUUAUCCCUAGCUUGCGCCGAUAACCCUGAGGCCCUACUGUCGGCAGUAGACGACAGGGAUAUACCCUUUUUGGACUUCCUAAUCGAGACGGAGCAAAAAGAUUGUGUAUCACACCCUACUGUGCAGGUUUACCUCGGCGAUGUGUGGCGAGGUGACUUCAAAUGGGACGACUGGAAAUACUUCUUGUUAUUUAUUAUGUGUCUUCUAUGCCCUCCUUUCUGGGCGUUUCUUUGUCUCCCGUGGAAGGACCGAUUUCACAAAGUACCUAUCAUUAAGUUUAUCUGUCAUCUUAUAUCUCACCUUUACCUGAUUAUACUGUUUUGUUUAACCACCGUGGUACCGUGGAACAGCUCGGCCCAGUCCCUUAUUCCACACUGGUACGAGCUUCUCCUCCUUAUAUGGUUAUCGGGCUUGUUGCUAUCGCAACUGACGGACCCUCAUGACCGCGCGGGCCUGGGCUGGAUGCCGCUCAUUGUGCUGUUCCUCAGUCUCAUUGCGAUCCUCCUUCAUCUACUCGCCAUCGCUUUUCAAGGGGAGCAACGCUUGAAUAUCGUGUACACUCGUAACCAGUUUCUCGCGGUUAGUAUGAUGCUCUGCUUUGCGCAACUUUUGGACUUCCUCUCUUUCCAUCAUUUGUUCGGUCCGUGGGGGGUCAUCAUACGGGAUCUGAUGUACGACAUGGUGCGAUUCCUCGUCAUCUUAUCAAUAUUCAUGAUGGGCUUCACAGCUCAUCUCGCGGCAGUGUACCGACCAAUGCUUGCGAAAAGACUGGAUAGCAAGGCCAUGCUACUUUAUGGUCAGUCAUUCGGAUUCUAUCAAUGCUUCGAGCUGCUAUUCUUCAGUUUAUUCGGACUCACUGAGAUGGAUAGUCUGCAACCUACGGGGGACAAUCAUCCAUCAGCGACUCACCUUCUGGCUAAAGCCACAUUUGGAAUCUAUAACGUGAUUACUAUCAUCGUUCUGAUUAAUCUGCUCAUUGCUAUGAUGAGUGACACUUAUCAGAGAAUCCAGAGACAGUCGGACACCGAGUGGAAGUUCGGAAGGGCCAAACUGAUCCGAAACAUGAAGAGGUCUACGACCACGCCCUCGCCACUGAACCUCCUCACGAAGCUCAUUUCGUACCUGCGGGUUUUGUACCGCGCCAAGUGUAGAUGCUGUAGAGCGGACAUCAUAGACGUGCUAAGAACAGAUGAUCAGUUCGUCCUUGAAAACACCUCCGUGAGUCUCAACGUCCUCUACACCGAGAACUCCGUGUCUUCAUGGUUACCAAACGGUGGAUUACGUCACCGCGAGAGCGCGUCUCGUAGCCCGCGCAUCGAAGACGUCUUAGACUGGAAACUACUCGUGAAUAAAUUCAUUGCUCUUCGCGGAGGAAAUACGGAGGCGAUCAAGAUCAGCCGUCCGUCGAGUAGAAAACAGCCUGACCGACUACAUACGGGGUACCAGCCGAGACAGAGACGACCGGCCUCGGUACUAGGGCUAGGGAAGUCUGGGUCAAGCUUCGGCUCGAACAUGUCACUGCACCGAGUGGUGAAUGAGACGGUUAAGAAGCUAGAUAUUGUCAGUAGCAUGAAGGAAUAACACGUCGAAAGUGUAACGUUUUAGAAGGGGAGAUUUUUGACCCGUAAAUGUUUUGAACAAUCUCGGCCCAAGAGCCCGCGAUAUUUGUAGCCGCCCAACCAAAGUUAGUACUUCAUGUAGCCAUGGUCAGGGUUGACACACAAAUUGCUGGCUACAUGAAGAACCAACUCCGCCAAAGAACCGCUGGCUCAAAGGGAACGAGAUUGCUUUGAGAACGAGAUUGUAUUAUGAAAUGGCUAAAACCUAGUUGUAUAAGUAACUUCUUUUUACCUGCACGUACAACAGAAAGGGCACAGCAGGCAGUUGAAAGAGAGAGACCAGACAAAGGUUUGAUAUUUUAUCUAAAUUAUAUUUACAGAACAAUGAAAAGUGCCUUCCCUUUCUUCAUUUUUAAGAAAGAUGUGCGGUUAUUUUAUCUCUCCACUCCUACCUUUAUCCGCCCGCACGCCGUUCAACUAGGCCUGAAGUUACCCUACAGUAAUAACCCAUGUUCGGUUGGGUGCUCACAACUUUAGAUGAGGGUUAAUGUUUUGUUCUCACAAGAGGCAAACGAGCUCAGUUUUUGCCGAGAAUUGAGAGCCUCUUAUGCUAAUCAAGCUGAGGCUGAAUUCUUUUGCUACCAUAUUACCCGAGAGUCUAGUUUCCAUGCACUCGUCCCAGUUUUCUUAUACCGUAUACAAAACUAGGUUUUUGAUAUCAUAAACAUGUACAGCGUGUAAGUUAUUUUAUUCAAAUAUAUAAUAUUAUUGAUGCAGAUGAUGUAAAUUAAUAUAGCAAACUGCAAUGACAAGAAAAAAGACGAUUUUCCCUUGA
Molecule: messenger RNA, 7487 nt
Organism: Nematostella vectensis (starlet sea anemone)
Lineage: Eukaryota; Metazoa; Cnidaria; Anthozoa; Actiniaria; Edwardsiidae
Product: serine/threonine-protein phosphatase 6 regulatory ankyrin repeat subunit A-like
Exons: 30
Coding region: 1764-6674 (1636 amino acids)
Biological process (GO): calcium ion transmembrane transport; GPI anchor biosynthetic process
Cellular component (GO): membrane; glycosylphosphatidylinositol-N-acetylglucosaminyltransferase (GPI-GnT) complex
Molecular function (GO): protein binding; calcium channel activity
Source: RefSeq, a predicted model, not a curated record